Molecule: messenger RNA, 3266 nt
Organism: Sorex araneus (European shrew)
Lineage: Eukaryota; Metazoa; Chordata; Mammalia; Eulipotyphla; Soricidae
Gene: MAN2B1
Product: mannosidase alpha class 2B member 1
Exons: 24
Coding region: 63-3086 (1007 amino acids)
Biological process (GO): mannose metabolic process
Cellular component (GO): lysosome
Molecular function (GO): carbohydrate binding; alpha-mannosidase activity
Source: RefSeq, a predicted model, not a curated record
GGGCAUUCUGUCGACUAGGGUCGCGCCCGGGAACCCCGGGAAGCGGCGGCGGCGGCGCAGCCAUGGGCAGUCACGCGUGGCCAUCGGGGCUCCGUGCUGGGGGCGGCCGGGGCACCUGGGGUCCCUGCACGAACUCCCGCGUACUGCGGCCGCCCUUCCCGCCUCUCUGCUUCCUUUUUAUGCUGUUGCUGGCGGCGCCCGGCGCCCGGGCGGCGGGUUACAAGACAUGCCCCCGUGUGAUGCCAGACAUGCUCAACGUACACCUAAUAGCUCAUACUCAUGAUGAUGUGGGCUGGCUCAAGACUGUGGACCAAUACUUUUACGGCAUCAGAAAUGACAUCCAGCAUGCGGGUGUGCAGUACAUCCUGGACUCGGUCAUCUCCGAGCUACUGGCAGAUCCCUCGCGUCGCUUCGUCUACGUGGAGAUGGCCUUCUUUGCGCGCUGGUGGCACCAGCAGACCAAUGCAACUCAGCAAGUCGUCCGGGAGCUGGUGCGCCAGGGGCGCCUCGAGUUUGCCAAUGGUGGCUGGGUGAUGAACGAUGAGGCAGCCACCUUCUAUGGUGCCAUCAUUGACCAGAUGACCCUGGGCCUCAGCUUCCUGGAGGACACUUUUGGCGAGGAUGGGCGCCCCCUAGUGGCCUGGCACAUCGACCCCUUUGGUCACUCCAGGGAGCAGGCUUCACUGUUUGCUCAGAUGGGCUUUGAUGGUUUCUUCCUGGGGCGCAUCGACUAUCAAGAUAAAGCGGCACGGAAGGCGACUCGGGAGAUGGAGCAGGUGUGGCGGGGUAGUGACAGUCUCCAGCCCCCCACGGCCGACCUCUUCACUGGUGUGCUCCCCAACAUGUACAACCCGCCGGACGGCAUGUGCUGGGACACUGUUUGCUCCGACAGCCCCCUGGUGGAGGACGAGGACAGCCCCGAGUUCAACGCACAGAAGAUGGUCACGUACUUCCUGAAGCUGGCCGCUGUCCAGGGCCAGCACUACCGGACCAAGCACAUCGUGAUGACCAUGGGUUCUGACUUCCAGUACGAGAAUGCCAACAUGUGGUACAAGAACCUGGACAAGCUCAUCCACCUGGUCAAUGCCCAGCAGCAGGCCAAUGGGAGCCGAGUGAACGUUCUCUACUCCACACCCGCCUGUUACCUCUGGGAGCUGAACAAGGCCAACGUCACCUGGUCAGUGAAAAGGGAUGACUUCUUCCCCUACGCCGAUGGCCCGCACAAGUUCUGGACGGGGUACUUCACCAGCCGGCCCGCCCUCAAGCGCUAUGAGCGUCUCAGCUACAAGUUUCAGCAGGUGUGUAACCAGCUGGAGGCGAUGGCGGGUCAUCGCGCCAACAAGGGACCCUAUGGAUCUGGAAACAGCGACACGCUCAAUGAGGCGAUGGCCGUGCUCCAGCACCACGAUGCUGUCACUGGCACCUCGAAGCAGCACGUGGCUGAUGACUACGCCCGCCAGCUGGCCAAGGGCUGGAGCAACUGUGAGGUUCUCAUAGGCAACGCACUGGCUCAGCUCGGUGGCGCCAAGAAGAACUUCAGCUUCUGCCGUUACCUCAAUAUCAGCCGGUGCCCCAUCUCCCUGAGAGAGAAGACCUUCCAGGUGACCCUCUACAACCCCCUGGGGCGCAGAGUGAAUUGGAACGUCCGACUGCCGUUCAGCAGUAAAGCUGCCCUUGUGAGGGACCCUGAGGACAAAACGGUGCCCAGUGAAGUGGUGUUGAACCUCGACUUGGACCAGCAGGAGCUGCUGUUCUCGGCCUCUGUCCCUGCUCUGGGCUUCAGCGUGUACACAAUCCAAGCAGCUAACGCGCACACCCAGACCCCCGCCCCCCACGUCACGGCCCACAAGCUGUGGCUGUCCAGUAUGACCAUCGAAAAUGAAUACAUCCGGGCUAGGUUUGACCAUGAGUCGGGGCUCCUAGUGGCCAUAGAGAACCUGGAGAAGAAUCUGGAGCUGCCAGUUCAGCAAGCCUUCUACUGGUACAAUGCCAGCACUGGAAACAACAUCAGCCAGCAGGUCUCGGGUGCCUACAUCUUCAGACCCAAUAGUCAGAAGCCCUAUUUCGUGAGCCACUGGGCUCAAACCCGCCUGCUAAAGACGACCUUGGUGCAGGAAGUACACCAGAACUUCUCCUCCUGGUGUUCCCAAGUAGUCCGCCUGUACCCAGGAGAGCGGUACCUGGAGUUCGAGUGGACAGUGGGACCCAUCCCAGUCGGAGAUGGCUGGGGGAAAGAAGUCAUCAGCCGAUUCAACACGCCUCUAAAGACGGGAGGGAAGUUCUACACCGACAGCAAUGGCCGGGAGAUCCUGCUGAGGAGGCGGGAUCACCGGGACACCUGGACACUGAACCAGACUGAGCCCGUGGCAGGAAACUACUAUCCAGUCAGCAGCCGCAUUUACAUCAAGGAUGAGAACACGCAGCUGACCAUUCUGACUGACCGCUCCCAGGGCGGCAGCAGCCUGAUGGAUGGCUCCGUGGAACUCAUGGUGCACCGUAGGCUGCUGCAGGACGAUGCGCGCGGAGUCGGGGAGGCCCUGCAGGAUAGUUCGGGGCAGCUUGUGCGCGGGCGCCACAUGUUGUUGCUGGACACUGUCAAGGCCGCGGCCGCCGGCCACCGCUUGCUGGCUGAGAAGGAGGUUUUGUCCCCGCAACUGGUGCUGUCCACGGGUCCCAGCGCCGCUUACAGCAGCACUGCCCCGCGCAAGCAGUUCUCAGGGCUGCGCCGGGAGCUGCCGCCCUCCGUGCAUCUGCUGACUCUGGCCCGCCGUGGCCCCAACGUGCUGUUGCUGCGCUUCGAACACCAGUUCGCUGUAGGGGAGGACUCAGGCCGCAACUUCAGCUCACCCGUGACCUUGGACUUGAGGGACCUGUUCACCACUUUCAGCAUCACCCAGCUGCAAGAGACCACGCUGGCUGCCAACCAGCUCCUGUCCAAGGCCUCCCGGCUGCAGUGGACAGUGCUAAAAGACGAUCACCCCAAGCCCCGGCCUGCUGGUGCCCAGCUGGACCCCGCCGCCGUGGAGCUGAGACCUAUGGAGAUCCGCACCUUCCUGGCCUCGGUUCAGUGGAACGUGAAGGAGUAGAUCUUUCAGGGUCUGCUGCGGGCCAGGGUGUCCCAUAUUUCAAUGCCGGGCCCCACAGGGUGCCCCAUGUUUCAAUGCUGGGCCCCUCGCACAGGUGUCGGGUGAUGCUCCAACCCCACCCCCAUCUACGGGUGCAGCUGCUGCCGGCUACGGCAGCCAAUAAAAUGCCACUACCCAGAA